AUGGAGAACCAAGCAGUGCAGAACAUACUGACACAGACCAUGUGUGAAAUUGAUGGAAGCACCUGCAACUGCUCCACUGAAACCAGUUUUUGCAAGGAACCGAGAUGUUACAAAGUCUUGACCCAAACUGAGAUGACAUCCAUUUCCUCCAUUCUCUGCCUGGCUGGGCCUCUCACCUUCCUGGAGAACUUCCUAGUGCUGUUGGUGAUUGCGAAUUCCAAAUCACUGCGCCAGCGCCCAUCCUAUCUCUUCAUUGGCAGCUUGGCACUGGCUGACAUCUUUGCCAGCUGCUUCUUCACCGUCAUCUUCUUAGAAUUUCACCUAUCUGAUGGCAGUGACGGCCCAAAUAUCUUCCUCUUCAAGCUAGGUGGUGUUACCAUGGCUUUUACGGGGUCGGUGGGCAGUCUGCUCCUGACCGCAAUUGACCGUUACCUGUGUAUUCAUCGUAUCUCAGACUACAAGACACUUCUGACAAGAGACAGAGCUGUGAAGUCUAUAGUGGGACUGUGGACUGUCACGGUUCUUAUCUCUUUCCUCCCUCUCAUGGGUUGGAGAUAUAGGACCAAUGGUACCUGUUCUAGACUCUUCCCGUUUAUCGACCCCAUCUACCUUGCUUCCUGGGCAAGCCUCUUACUUGUCGUGCUUUUCCUGAUCCUGGUGGCAUAUGCCCUCAUUAUCUGGAGGGCACACAAGCAUGAGACUACCGUAAAAGUACCACAUUUGCGUCAGACAGCUGUAGGAGGCCACACACGUAUGCGCAUGGAUAUCCAUCUAGCACGUACCUUUGUGAUGAUUAUUGUCAUUCUUACAGGCUGUUGGCUGCCUGUUCUUUCUUUCAUGAUUGUGGAUGUCUCCAUGAAACUUACAACUGCGCAGCAACGAGCAUUUGCUUUCUGUAGCGCACUCUGUUUAGUCAAUUCAGCUGUGAACCCCUUGCUUUAUGCUUUGCGCUGUCGUGAGCUAAGGAUGGAAUUUUUGGGGCUUCUGCAAUGUGUAUUCGGACAACUGGGCUGCAAGUGCUGCUUUACUCAUGUCCUUAGCCCAGAAGGAGAGAGAAAGGACGAGCUAGCUACUGUGACAAAUGAUGAGCUGACACCCCAGGCUGCCUACCCAAACUCUGUGUCUCAAGAGACCAACUUGACUCAAACGAACAGAUUUUAUUAA
This is a messenger RNA of Chanos chanos (milkfish), 1164 nucleotides long. RefSeq names its product cannabinoid receptor 2 (gene cnr2). NCBI's taxonomy places the organism in Eukaryota, Metazoa, Chordata, Actinopteri, Gonorynchiformes, Chanidae. Gene Ontology annotation, cellular component: membrane. Gene Ontology annotation, biological process: G protein-coupled receptor signaling pathway. Gene Ontology annotation, molecular function: cannabinoid receptor activity. Bases 1 to 1164 code for a protein of 387 amino acids. The record is from RefSeq and is a predicted model, not a curated record. The transcript has 2 exons.